UUCAUAACUUUAGCCUUUUAUCAAUCUACUUUAGGUUAACCUAUAGAUAAGAAUAUCUGGUUUUAUGACAAUCACAGAAGAACUUUGGAUCUGCUAAAACGUCACAAAGAAAGUAUUCUCCAUAGUUAACACACGAGCAGAUCUUCACCAGCUCAGUGAAAGCCAGAUACAUUGUUCCAUGCAAGAAUGAAGACUUUGCAGACUACUUUUUUUUUGUUUGUGUUUGUACCUUUGGUAAAUUCAGCACCACCUAUACAGCAAGAAUCACUCCAGUUUUAUGAGUAUGAUACAGAUGUUACCAUGGGAAGCCUGAUCCAACAAGAUUAUGAAAUGCAAUCCAAGGAUUUACGAAAGGAUGGAACAAAUGUUUCUCUUGACACUUCCCUAAGACUGCAAGGGGAUGACAGUGAACGCAAUGUACCACCAACAAAGGAUACAAAUUUACCUACUUGUCUGCUCUGUGUGUGUUUAAGCGGAUCAGUGUACUGCGAGGAAAUAGACAUCGAAGCUGUACCCCCACUGCCAAAGGAAACAGCGUAUCUUUAUGCACGAUUUAACAAAAUAAAAAGGAUAGCAGUCUCAGAUUUUGCUGACAUUACUACCUUGAGAAGAAUUGAUUUUAGUGGAAAUAGGAUAGAAGAAAUAGAAGAUGGAGCCUUUUCAAAGCUUCUGUUAUUGGAAGAACUUUCUCUUGCUGAAAAUCGACUUAUAAAACUUCCUGUUCUACCUCCCAAACUAACAACAUUUAAUGCAAAUCAAAAUAGAAUCAAGAGCAGAGGAAUCAAAGCAAAUGCUUUCAAGAAGCUGACAAAUUUGGCCUACCUCUACUUAGGACAUAACGCACUGGAAUCUGUUCCCCUUAACUUACCGGAAAGUCUGCGUAUUCUUCACCUUCAGUACAACAAUAUUACUACAAUCACCGAUGACACAUUCUGCAAAUCUAAUAACACACGUUACAUCCGCACACGUAUGGAUGAGAUAAGGAUGGAAGGCAAUCCGAUCCUCUUGGCAAAGCAUGUUAAUGCUUUUUCCUGCUUGAGAACACUGCCUGUAGGAACAUACUACUAGCCACCACUUACGUAAUUAUACAUGCCAAAACUUAAACAUGGUAACAGAUCAUUCUUUUUCCUCUGUUUACACAUUUCUAUCCUCUCCUUACUAAUGCCAUUUUUCCUGCAGACCCAGAACCUUUUACUAUGUUGAAAUGUGGUUCUCCUCUGAAAUAACUAUUUCAACACAGCCACUUUAUUUAGUAGUUACAAUGUCACCCAUGCUUUCAGAAUCUUUUCUGUUAAUGAAAGUGUAAAGUGUAAAAAUACAUAUACACACACACUUACCUUCUCAUCUUUUAUUUGACCA
Haliaeetus leucocephalus (bald eagle) is the source of this 1359-nucleotide messenger RNA. RefSeq names its product osteoglycin (gene OGN). NCBI's taxonomy places the organism in Eukaryota, Metazoa, Chordata, Aves, Accipitriformes, Accipitridae. Gene Ontology annotation, molecular function: protein binding. The record is from RefSeq and is a predicted model, not a curated record. The coding region runs from base 187 to 1068 and encodes 293 amino acids. The transcript has 7 exons.